Molecule: messenger RNA, 645 nt
Organism: Rhipicephalus sanguineus (brown dog tick)
Lineage: Eukaryota; Metazoa; Arthropoda; Arachnida; Ixodida; Ixodidae
Product: putative nuclease HARBI1
Exons: 3
Coding region: 1-645 (214 amino acids)
Source: RefSeq, a predicted model, not a curated record
AUGUGUAUUCGGGCGCCGUACGACAGGGACGACAACAACAAAGCUGCGUACUUUUGCCGCAAGGGUUAUUACGCCUUCAACGCCAUGGUGGUGUGUGACGCAACCCUUCGCAUCACUGCCCUGGAGCCCACAUACCCAGGCUUGGUGCAUGACGCUUUUGUGUGGAGGGCAUCCACCUUGAGCCGGGAGUUCAGCGCUGGCAGCCGUGGCCAGGGUGGCGAAUUCCUGCUUGGUGACAGUAAAUACCCACUGCAGCCUUGGCUGCUCAACCCCAUCCCCGGAGCACAUCAAGCGGGAUCCCCUGCGGCCCAAUUCAAUCGCGCCCACUCCUCUCUGCGGUGUGUCGUGGAACGGUGCUUUCGAGUACUCAAGGCCCGCUUUCGGUGCCUGCAAAGGUACAGGGCACUGUACUAUGGCCCACUCUUCACGUCGAAGAUCGUUGCGGCUUGCGUAGUGCUUUACAACCUUUGUGUCCGGCAGCACCUGCCAGAGCCAGACGACAUCCCUGGAACUGAGGAACGUGAAGAUCCAGACCUUUACAACGAUGGUGACGACGAUGUGGCAGCAGUUGGCAUGUACCAGGCGGGUGCGCAAAGGCGGGAUCACCUUCUGCGGUGUUUUACUGCUUCCCAGGACAGCACAUGA